GAUCGCAUUACAAAUAGUUCCCAUUUCCCCCUCUCUCCGGAUCCUUCUUUCCACUCGAACAAAUUUCCCUCUUAAUUGAUUCCACAAUCCACUCAUACUUUUCUUCCCCAAAAGCAUCUGGGUGGUGGGUGGGAAGAACAAUCGUUGUCGGUUGAUUUCGAAGAACAAAUGGGUGCUUGUGUGUCGAUUCAUCAUAAGGCUUCUGCAAUGAAGGUGCAAGUGUCGUUUGAUUCUUCAAAACCAGAUCAUAAGUUAGUGAUUCAAUCUUCCCCAAUGAGCGGUAAACUUCCGAUGGUGAAUGGCCAUGUUGCUGUUAAACCUCAGUUGCCCCCAUCUCAGUCGCCGCCUGCUUUCUCCGAUUAUGGCAGUAAAGAGGAGACCUUCUUUGACUCCCAAGCAUGGUUAGAUUCAGAUUAUGAAGAUGACUUUAUGAGUGUUAAUGGUGAAUUUACCCCAUCGAGAGGCAAUACGCCGGUACACCAUAGCUUAACCGUAGGAACCCCACAAUCUAACGGAAGAGCCAUAGCCAUCCCCCCGGACAACAACUUAGUUCAUGGUUCAACACUUGAGCCAUCUCCAUCUCCAACUCCAACCGAAAAAAAGAUGAGACUUUUGGACCUUUUUAAAGAAAGCCUAAGAGAAAAGGUUGAGGAAAUCGAUGAACCACCCAAGAAAGAUGGUGAAAUGGGGUUGAACAAAGAUGGUUUGAAGCCGAAAAGGGGGACUUCUAUGCAGGGUUGCUUUUCUACUUUGCUUUCUGUCCGUAGCGUGGGAAGGCAAAAGAAGGGUUGUCGGGUUAUAAAUUAGCCAUUCGACUUUGAUUGUGGAUUGAACCGAAAGGCGUAUUUUCUUGGGGAGUAUUAUAAUUAUGUAAAGCCAUAGUAACUUUUCUGCGGUCGAUAAUAUAGUUACACAACAAGUACAUGUUUUCCC
Cynara cardunculus var. scolymus (artichoke) is the source of this 933-nucleotide messenger RNA. RefSeq lists its product as uncharacterized. The coding region runs from base 169 to 807 and encodes 212 amino acids. NCBI's taxonomy places the organism in Eukaryota, Viridiplantae, Streptophyta, Magnoliopsida, Asterales, Asteraceae. The record is from RefSeq and is a predicted model, not a curated record. The transcript has 3 exons.